CACAUCAUGUUGUUCUUGUUGCUGCUGCUGCUAUGUGAGUAAAAAAUCGAUGAGAUGGCUGAGAAUUUCGAAAACAAAAGAAAUUGCAAUUCUCCCAAUCUAACUAGACAACAGCAAGGUUGGGAAUGGUGCGCUGUGUGUGAGUGAUAUUUUUGUUGUUCUUCGUGUUUCGGCAACGGAGCCUAGCAACAUAGGAUCACGAGUCACAUCUUUUGAAUUAUUAUUCGGAUGACACUUGUUGUUAGAUCAUUGUUCAUUGAGGAGUGUGGUAUUUUGGCGCAAAUCAUCAUUAGAGUUCUACAUGGAUACCAUUGAGGAGUCGGAAGAAACUUCAAAUGAGACAACAAUGAUUUCGGAAUUAUUAAAAUCGGCAGAGGUAAUGCAGCAGUCUCAGAUUAUGACUACUACAACGUCCUCGUCAUCCAUUGCUGUUGGCCCAAAUAUCAAUGGCAGUGGAUUGUUGAAGAGCAAGGAACAGCAAAUUCAAAUGCAUCGACAACAACAAUCAUAUCACAUGAAUUCAAGUAGCGAUGAACGACAUUCGCAACCCGUUGAUUUACCACCUCUAACUGCUAUUGGCCACAACAAUAAUACUUCAUCCAGCAGUAACAGCAACAUCAUUAUGCUUAAUCAAGGAUAUUCUAAUAUUGCAACGACGGUGGAAGAUUCCAAUAAACUACCGCAGCAACAGCAUCACCACCACCUCCAACAACAACAACAACAGCAGCAGCCACAAUUGCGUCAUGUUCACAUACCGUACAUAUUAAAUGGAGAGCUGUAUCAAAUUCAAACUCAGGAUGGUGAAAAUGUAACUGUAAAAUGUUGUCACUGUCCCCCCGAUCGUGUGUACCGCGGGAGUGUGCGUUCAACGGGAAAUUUUCAUAUGCACAUUAAGCGCCGCCAUCCGGAUCUGUUGGAGAAAUUGCACGACAUGAAAGUCAAUGCCUUAUUGGAGCGACGUGAUCGCUUGAUGCGUAAUCGUAAGAUGACUUCACGCAGUAAUCGCAAUAGACUACACUCACCAGGUCUGGUGGUGGCGUCAUCAACACCCAUCUCAAACAAGGAUGAAUCGAAUAAAAUGAAUAUUCAUGAUGCCACCACACUUUCGUUGAAUCCUGUCUCAGAGCUUGGCAUGUUGCAUACACAUAAAUUGAAGAUCAAAACUGUGUUUCAACGACAUCAAAUGCAACAACGGGAGGCUGCUGAAAUGCGCAAUUGGAAUGAUGUGGAUUAUGUUGUAAUGCCCAUAGAGGGAGUGGGAGGUGGAAAACCCUCAUCGACACCAAAUGAACAGGCUGAAGGUCCCAUUAAUUACAGCCUGAAGACUACAGAAACAACCCAUUCAUCUUCUCAAGUGGCAUCCCUACAACAACAGCCGAGUUCUGAAAAGACUUCCACACCACCAACAAAUGAUAUAAACAAUAUCAUUACAUCUGGUCAGCAAAUUGGCAACGAUUAUGGAAGCAUCAGUACCAACAAUGAAUACCUCUACGACAGUAAUUUGCACAAUGAUUAUAACAAUGCUAAUGGGAAUUUGUCGUCUACCAAUACACAGGCAUCAUCUAUAUCGCCAAGUGUUUUAAGUUCUUUUUCUUCAAUCAACCACAACAACAACAGCAGCAAUAAUCAACAAUAUAUCAUGGAAACAGUGCCAUCAUCCACAUAUCAGCCAUACAUUCAGCCGCAACAAACAUUGUCCAUCGUUAAGCCCGAAAAUCUAUUGAUAGCCCCACCCGAACAGCAGGCAAUUGAUUUGACAUUGAACACAGAUUCGGGUAUAUUUUCCAGUACUAGCAUAAAUGUAUCCCAAACUACUUCAACUGUGACUAGAACACCACAUGAUAACAGAGCUGGUUCUCAUCAUAAUAAUCAUAGGUCUUCAUCAUACGCUUCGCCAACAACAAACCAUCCGCCGACAGGUAUUUUGGGUCAUGAUUUUAUUGCUCAAAAAUGGCAGGAAUUGCUUGUACAAGUGGAGACGUCACUGCGUGACAUACAACAUGAAAUGAAUAUACGUAAUCAGAUUGAGUCGAAUCGUAUGUUUUUGGAUAUAGCAAAGUUUAAAUUUUUGAAUCCUGGUUUUCAAUUUAAUUGGUAGUUGAUCUCAAACAACAAAUGUACAAACAAACAUUUAAUACAUAUUAUUUUUGUUUCUCCAUUGCGUAGAAUAAUUUGGAAAACGAAUAUGUUUUAUUUUUCACAAUUUUUUUUUUUAAUUUACAUACAUACAUACAUUAAAAAUUGUAAAAUAUAUGUGAAAAUGUAAUGCAGUUACCAAUUUUUGCAGAAAUAAGGCUUAGCUAUUAAAUACUAUACCAUUUAAAUUCGUAUUAGGGUGAUAAUUUCAAUGGCCAUGACAAAUCAAUCUCAAUCCUGUAGUUUUAUAGCUAACUGUCUAUGGAAACAGAAAAUAAGGUUGGUACGGGUUUUUCGAUUUCAAGAGUUUUCAUGUUAUAUUAUUAAAGUCUGGAAAUACUCGCACAGGCUUCUUCAUAGUUGAAUUCGAUAUGAAUGCAAUUUUGUCUAUAGUUUGCUUUAAUAUCUGUAAUUAACCAAAUA
Messenger RNA from Musca domestica (house fly), 2559 nucleotides. RefSeq lists its product as uncharacterized. Bases 302 to 2098 code for a protein of 598 amino acids. The transcript has 4 exons. NCBI's taxonomy places the organism in Eukaryota, Metazoa, Arthropoda, Insecta, Diptera, Muscidae. The record is from RefSeq and is a predicted model, not a curated record.